AAGGACGGCGUUCUCCAUGAGCUAUCCAAAGCUUCACUCGGUGACGUUGGACCAACAUCACCACAGAAAUGAAAUCUUUCGCUGCCUCAGUUUUGAUCGUCGUCUGCUUCUCCGGUUUAGCGGAGGCCCAGAUAACGACACGCAAGCCCUGCGGAUGUUCCUGUACUGCCGGAACGUCUCCGAUGUCGACAAUGCCUCCUCAACCAACCUCGCCCGGAUCGACUCUGGCUCCUACUCUUGGCACCAAUUACUGCAACAUUAGUACAUGCCCCGCGCCGACCCAAAACACGCUCUGUCUAUAUACGAAUACCACUUGGGGACCGGCUUGCCAACCGGCCUACCCGACCAGUUCGAUCGUGACCGAAGCCGACAUCGCGACCAUUUUGGGAGCGCACAACGAUUACCGACGUAAAGUUGCGCAGGGCCUAGAGACCCAAGGAAGUCCAGGGCCUCAACCUCCCGCCUCCAACAUGAGACAAAUGAAAUGGGAUCAUGAACUCGCUGUUAUGGCUGCAGCCCACGCACAGCAGUGUGUGUUUAGUCACGACGCUUGCAGAAAUGUUCCUCGUUUCAGGGUGGGUCAGAAUCUGUACAUUAGCGGGUCUUCCGCCGACACCCUUGGCACUUCAAACUGGAAUGCAGCCAUAACCUCUUGGUACAACGAAGUUAAAGACAUGAACACCACUUAUGUCCAAACCUUCCCAUCAAACCCACCAAAAGUAAUUGGACACUACACGCAAGCAGUAUGGGCGGAUACUUCCCUUGUUGGCUGUGCAGUUGCUUACUACCAAACUACCACAGGCGUUUUUGGACCAUCGUAUCCCUUUAAUAGAAUGUACGUGUGCAACUACGGACCAACUGGCAAUUGGCUCGGCUCUGCUGUUUAUAAGCAAGGAACAGCCGGUUCCGCCUGCCCCGCAGGCACUGUGAACAGCAACGGCUUGUGUGUUUGAACACAAGCAGUUUGUUACUUUGCCCUAAAAUUUGUACCACAGCCAGUAUCUUAAUGAUCUGUCGUGGACGUUAUUCCCCCUGAUUUUUUGGCGCCUAUAAAAUCCUAGUGCAGUAGUUUGAUAAUACAUUUAAUCAAUCAGCAA
Molecule: messenger RNA, 1097 nt
Organism: Daphnia pulicaria
Lineage: Eukaryota; Metazoa; Arthropoda; Branchiopoda; Diplostraca; Daphniidae
Product: venom allergen 5-like
Exons: 7
Coding region: 69-953 (294 amino acids)
Cellular component (GO): extracellular region
Source: RefSeq, a predicted model, not a curated record